AUGGACUCACCCCGCGCGCGCUACCUCGUGUUCUUCCAGUACGUGGGGACCGCCUUUAGUGGGGUCAUGGCUAUCAAACGGCCGGGGCAGAGGGUCGGAGUCCAGAAUUUUCUAGAGAGGGCUGCAGAGCGGCUGAACUCCAUCACACCGGUCAAGUUCAGCAUCUCCAGCCGAACGGACGCCGGCGUCCAUGCCCUCGAGAACUCUGCCCAUUGCGAUGUUCAGCGCCUGACGGGCCGGCCCCCCUUCUCACCCGAUGUCCUCACGACAGCCCUCAAUAGCCACCUCGAUCACCCUGACAUCAGGGUGAUCCGGGCUUUUCGGGCUCCUGAUGACUUCCACGCUCGCUUUGAAGCCACGUCCCGGACCUACCUGUACCGACUGGUAACUGGCUGCUCUGUGGACAUGCUGCCUGUGUUUGACCGGAACCUGUGCUGGCCACUGAGGGCUGACCACCUGGAUGUGGCAGCCAUGCAGGAGGCUGCCCAGCAUCUCCAGGGCACCCACGACUUCCGGGCCUUUAGGUCAGCAAGUGAUAAUGACUGGCAAAACUCCGUGAAGACACUGAUCCGGGCCUCUGUGGGCCCUGCGCGGGCCAGCCCCUUCACCCAUCCCCAGGAGAAGAGGAAGCUGCAGUUUUGGGACCUGGAGUUUGAGAGCAAGUCCUUCCUGUACAAACAGGUGCGGAGGAUGACGGCGUGCCUGGUGGCCGUGGGCCUGGGGGCCUCGACGCCGCGGCAGGUGAAGGAGAAGCUGGAGAGUGGGGACCCCGGGAGAGGCCCCGGCCUCCUGGUGGCCCCCGCGCAGGGCCUGUUCCUCAAGACCGUGCAGUACGCCGGCCUCGACUGGGCCCCCGGUGAGGCUUGCUACAAUCGCCCGUCUGUCUCCGGAGGCCGGAGCCCAGGACACGUGCCAGAAGGGCCUGAGCUCUGACUGGGUCCAAGAAGGGAAACCGAGCGGAUCGGAGCCCCCCCAGCCCCCGGGUCCCGCCUGCCCAUGGCCCUGAAUGACACGGGAAGCGCCUUGUCGGCCGAGCUCCAGGGCCACCGUCUG
Molecule: messenger RNA, 1053 nt
Organism: Gracilinanus agilis (Agile Gracile Mouse Opossum)
Lineage: Eukaryota; Metazoa; Chordata; Mammalia; Didelphimorphia; Didelphidae
Gene: PUSL1
Product: pseudouridine synthase like 1
Exons: 9
Coding region: 1-933 (310 amino acids)
Biological process (GO): tRNA pseudouridine synthesis
Molecular function (GO): pseudouridine synthase activity; RNA binding
Source: RefSeq, a predicted model, not a curated record